Molecule: messenger RNA, 2076 nt
Organism: Fusarium venenatum
Lineage: Eukaryota; Fungi; Ascomycota; Sordariomycetes; Hypocreales; Nectriaceae
Product: PLC-like phosphodiesterase
Biological process (GO): release of sequestered calcium ion into cytosol; lipid metabolic process; phosphatidylinositol-mediated signaling
Molecular function (GO): phosphatidylinositol-4,5-bisphosphate phospholipase C activity
Source: RefSeq, a predicted model, not a curated record
AUGCCUCUUUGCGGACUCAUACGAAGCCGCAGCGCAAAGGGUGACAAGCCCCGGCGCGCGCGCACCAUGUCCAUCUUUGGCAACUCGAAUAUCCACGCCAUAGAUGCUCUUAAGGGCAUGGUUCGCUUCACCACCGCCGCGUCUCCAGCUCACAUGCACGGUUGGGAUUCGGAUACAACGCAUAAACCUCCCCCGACCGAUGAAUGCUCCAGCCAGAACUCGAAUCCACAAGCACCAAUCACCAACAUCCCCGAUAUUCAUAUCACCAAUGAGAUGUGGGAAACCCUCGACCGUACAUAUGACGACUUGCGAGGCUCAGAACCUCGACUCUCAAAGGCCAAAUUUGCUGAAUUUCUUCGAAAUGUUCAGGGCGAGAGUGAGAGUGCCAUCAGCGAACUGUCCAAGGAGGAUUAUUCACUAGGCGAAUUCAAAUACACAUGGCAUACUGACUUCUCAUGGGAAGCUAUUGCGCCCUUGCCCGAAAAAGACCUCUCAAAGCCCCUCACAAACUACUUCAUCAGUAGCAGCCACAACACAUAUCUCGUCGGGAAUCAACUUGCUUCUUGGAAUAGAAGCUCUCCUGAGGCGUAUAAGACGGUUCUUCUCCGUGGAUGUCGGUGUAUCGAAAUCGAUGUAUGGAACGGGGAUACCAUUAUUCCCACGACAAGUAAUAGGUCCACCAAAAUCGACCACAAACGUGGAUUAUCGGGCGAAUCGUUUCCUAAUGUUGCGACAACUGUAAUCGAGAAAGUCGAAGAUUAUCUUACUGAGAAAGCUGCCAACCGCUCCCGUAGUGGCAGCUUCGGCAGCCGAAGUUCUUCACCAAGAUCGAGUCUCAAUCGUAUCCCCCUCGAAACCCGCGAGUCUGGCGAUCUUCUUGACGUUGCAAAACCACCCGCGCCUCGCCCAAGGCAGUCUUUCCCCAAGGACGAACCCAUAGUAACACAUGGAUGGACCUUGACUGCUCCAUGUGGUUUUAGAGAGGUGUGCCGAGCAGUCGGUGAAGCUGCUUUUGUUGACAAUGAUCUUCCUAUUAUUGUCAGUUUGGAGGUACACGCAGACGAGGAUCAGCAAGAAGUGAUGGUCAAAAUCAUGAAGCAAGAGUGGGGACAGAUGCUUGUGGACAAGCCGUUGGACGACAUUGGACCGAGAAUACAACUCCCAAAGCUAGGUGAGCUACGGAGGAAGAUUCUUGUCAAGGUCAAGAAAGCACCAGCAAAGUUUGUGGUUCCACCUAGCACCAUGGAUCUGCCUGCCAUCUAUGCAAAUGACGAGGAUGCAUCUGGCUCCGAGGAUGAGCGUUCAUCACAACCCGCGGGUCUUUCUCUUUCCGGCUCUAACAGCACCUUUCCUUCCCACACAAAGGCCUCUAACGCCAAGGUCAACAUAUGUGAGAACCUCGGUAAACUGGCCAUCUACACACGCAGCCAGCACUACAAGUGCCUUGCGACAAAGGAAGCCAAGAUCCCAGCCCACAUCUUCUCUAUAAGCGAGAACCGAAUCCUUGAGCUCAAUCAGAAACAACACCGUGAGAUGUUUGUCCAUAAUAAGGGAUACUUCAUGCGUGCUUUCCCUGCUGGUCGAAGAUUUGACAGUUCGAAUCCAGACCCAAGCCUCUUCUGGCGGGGCGGUGUUCAGAUGGUUGCUAUGAAUUGGCAGUAUCUAGACGAGGGCAUGAUGCUUAAUGAGGGUAUGUUUGCGGAUGAGCAAGGUUGGGUUUUGAAGCCCGAGGGCUACCAGAGCUUAAACACGUCUACAGAGACCCAAAGCGAAGCCACCCCGGGCCGUACCAUGAACUUGAGAAUCACCGUCUUAGCUGGCCAGCACAUUCCAAUACAGGCUGGUGAUGCAGUCGAUGCCUGUCGCUCUGCCAGUACCCUCCGUCCGUUGAUCAAGGCGGAGCUGCAUGUAGACAAACCAACCGACACUGAACGUGACGGGCAUGCGCAGGAGCACAAAUAUAAAGAUAAAACGGACGUCGGCAAGACGGACCAUCCCGACUUUGGUCCUCGUGGCUCGCUUCUACAGUUUCUCAAUAUUCCAAAGGUGGUACAGGAGCUCAGCUUCAUCAGGUAA